AAGCUUUUUUCUAGGCCAGAGGUACCAAUUUACACGCCGUGGUAUCUUUGAAUCAAAAUAGUUGAAGUUGUUAGUUUGUUUGCCGAUAUCGAACUAAUUUGAUCUCUUGUAAAAUCUCCUCCGCUAUUUAUUUUGCGGGGCAAACUAUUUGUUUGUAAAUUGAUAAAUAAGAACAUCAAAUGAUGUGUCCGUUGGCAAGGAUUAAAACAUUGAACCAUUGAACCGAACCUAUGGUAUAAAAAGAGAACGCCAAAUAGCUUGAAUACAGCUAACAGCUAACAAUGGCAUCGAAUUCCCUACUUACUUUGGCUGUUUCUUUCACAGUAAUUCUCUUUGCGUUUUGUGUCGAAGUGGACGAUACUCUGCGCUGGAAACAAUGUGCAGUCACGAAUCAAAGUGUAUUCGAUUUUCAAAUUGAAACCUUAAAAGGAGAUUACACGGAUCUUAGUCAAUAUCGAGGAAAGGUUACACUUCUGGUCAAUGUUGCUACUUUCUGUGCCUACACUCAACAGUACACCGAUUUCAACCCCAUACUCGACAAAUAUCAAAAACAAGGCCUAGUCAUCGCCGCAUUUCCAUGCAAUCAGUUCUAUUUACAAGAACCUGCAGAGAAUCACGAAUUAUUGAAUGGCCUGACUCAUGUUCGUCCUGGAAACGGAUGAACUCCACAUCAGAAGCUUCAAAUUUUUGGAAAAAUCGAUGUGAACGGAGAGAAUCAACACCCGCUCUAUGAAUUUGUUAAGGAAUCCUGUCCACAAACUGUCGAGAAAAUCGGAAAGAGUGAGGAAUUGAUGUACAACCCGAUUCGAGCAUCUGAUAUCAUUUGGAACUUUGAGAAAUUCCUUAUCGAUAGAAAUGGAGUUCCGAGAUUCCGUUUCCAUCCAACUGCAUGGAGCCACGGAGAUGUUGUCAUUGAGAUGUUCAUUGAGCAAUUGCUCGCCGAGCCGGCAACUAAGGCCAGACCUCAAAGAAUCAGGAUUUAGAGUUGAUAGUUCUAAUUCGGGAUUAUUUUUAAAUGUGUAAUGAUUUUUAAAAAACGAUUGUUCUUCUUUUUUAAUACUUCGAAUUCUUGUACGAAUAAAUACAUUUUUGCA
This is a messenger RNA of Caenorhabditis elegans, 1094 nucleotides long. RefSeq names its product Glutathione peroxidase (gene gpx-4). NCBI's taxonomy places the organism in Eukaryota, Metazoa, Nematoda, Chromadorea, Rhabditida, Rhabditidae. The transcript has 4 exons. Gene Ontology annotation, biological process: cellular oxidant detoxification; response to oxidative stress. Gene Ontology annotation, molecular function: peroxidase activity. Gene Ontology annotation, cellular component: extracellular region. The record is from RefSeq and is marked reviewed. Bases 282 to 662 code for a protein of 126 amino acids.